This is a messenger RNA of Psilocybe cubensis, 2979 nucleotides long. RefSeq lists its product as uncharacterized. The coding region runs from base 1 to 2979 and encodes 992 amino acids. Lineage: Eukaryota; Fungi; Basidiomycota; Agaricomycetes; Agaricales; Agrocybaceae. The record is from RefSeq and is a predicted model, not a curated record. The transcript is spliced from 8 exons. Gene Ontology annotation, molecular function: protein binding.
AUGGAUUCUACAUACGGUCCUUUAGACAACUAUGGCCUUCACAAAUAUGCUCUUAUUGGGGAUGACGAGGGCGUUCGCCGCGCGCUGAGCAAAGGAGCCGAUAUCAACGCGCUCGACACCGCAGGACGAACAGCGCUCAUGUGCGUUGUAGCAGGCGAACACUGGCAGAAUAUCGACGCGUACGACGCGUCUUUUAUGAGCCCAAAGCGUCUGAACGCGCUCAAGAUCAUCCUCAGUCAACCUGAUAUAUCGCUUUUCACGCUCAACGCGCCACAUUCGUCGAUGAACGGUGUGAUUCCGCUGUGUAUGGCUGCGUGGCUAAAUCAGCCCGAUGCCGUACAGAUGCUGCUCGAAGAAAGUGUAGACUCUGUUUCCGUCGAUGGUAUGGAUGCCCAUGGAGCCACGGCGUUGAUGUAUGCGGCGCGUGACGGUAGCUUAGAGGUUGUAAGAGUACUGCUCUCACAUGGCGCUCGUCCCGAUUUUAGAGACCGAAACCAUCGAACCUCCGUGCAAUUCGCGCUGCCGUAUCCGCAGAUUCUAUGGCUCUGUGAAACGGUCUUACGUCGCCAUCGAUGGCGGGAAAGCAAGUCCGCGGACAGAACGCGGUUGUGCUUAGGCACAGAGCGCAUUAUCGAACUCGCUUGUGCUUCAAUGCCAUCGACGGAAGACCUCGAGCCGCCCCCUCUAUCCAUCUUUACGCAAGAGGCUAUCGCAAGGUUAACCAAUACACUCGUGUCCUGCAUCCGCUCGUGCGAUGUGGCCUUUAUGCAUUCGCUGCUUUUCUCGCCCGCGGUUCAUGCUUCGUCUCCGCCCGCCCUGUAUCCGAUGUCCGUUCCGCCUCUCGUGAACGUCCAAGACGCGAACGGAUGGAGCCUCAUCCAUCAUUGCUGUGCAGCCGAGUACCCGUCCAUCGAGAUCCUAGAUACGCUGUACUGCGCCGGUGCGGAUGUAUCCGCGUUCACAGCGCAGGAACAACAGACACCGCUCCAUGUCCUCGCCCGAUUCGCUCAUUCAACUUCGGCGCACGAUUACUCGGAUUCUAUACACUCCUUGCAACAGUUUACGCUGCAUCUUGUCCAGGACCUCCGCGCGCCUCUGCUGGCUCGUGAUAAAGACGACGAGACGUGCAUUCAUCUUGCUGCCGAACACGGUCAUUCCAUUGAACUGCUUAUGCUUUUGAUUGAAUGCGACUCCACUGGGGCUGUUCGUAAGAUGCGAAAUUCGCGUGGACUGACCCCCCUUGAAGUCGCGAAAAAAGAAUUCGCACAUGCCUUUGUUUCCGAAAAGGACAACAUCCCUGCAUCCGCGCUAUCAAACUGCAACAUGCGUCCAUCAGACUCUUUCGCGUCACUUUCAUCCCUCUCAGACUUGAAAUCGCCAUAUCACGGGAUCAUCAGCGACGGCUCAUCCAUAUUCUCUUCCUCAGACACAUUUGACGUCGGCGAGACAACACACCAGCUCCUUCUGAACCUCCGCGCGACAUCCACAACGCUCGCGCACCCAAGAGACCCCGCGCACAUCCAGAGCCUCGAAGACCGCCUCGACGAGACAUCCGCGCAGUGCAACUCCAUCGUCAUCCACUUCCGCAGCCGCAUCGAGGAGGCCGCGCGCGUCGUCGACGACCUCAAGAAGAGCGCAGCGCGAAUCGGCGCGGUGAGAGACGGCGUGGUCCUCGCGACGCGCAGCAAGUCGAUUAUGCGCCAGAUCAAGCCAAUGACGGUCACGUCGCGCAGGCGGCAGCGCGACUCCGAGGAUUCGCAGACGACGGCGGUGCACGGCACGGGUUCUUCCGUCGUUGACGACGAUGCCGGCUCGGCACCCUCUUCGCCUUCCAGUCUGAACAGGCAGCUCACAGACCGCGUGUCGACGGGUGUGCAGACGACGCUCCUGGAUCUGUUUGUGGUUACUAACAGCCCUUCACCGUCGGAUGCUGCAUGGACUGAGCGCUUUGUGCGGUCGCCCGAGUCUGGAGCGUGUAGGGCGCACUUUGAGGGUAUUUGGGACGCGGAAUGUCAGCUUGCGCAGAUUCGCCAGCAACAGAUCGAGCGGGCGUCAUCGGUAACGCCUACGCCUACAUCUCCAGGCAGCGUCGAAGCGUCGAAAUCUACGCUCAGGCUGAAGCAUAUUAUCAAGAAGAAGAAGAAACUCGAGGACAAGAUUAUGGAGAUCGAGGCGGACAGCGAUCAUCUUCGACUCCUCAAGAAAGAUACUAUGACGGGGCCAUCGAGAGUCAAAGCGUGGUUGAAGAGGAUGAUGGUGACAACGGCAGCAGCGCAAGCAGUGGAGCCAUCUCAACAGGCACUCCCUAAGCUGCAGAUUGUGCUGGACCUAGAGGACCAGGGUUCUUGCUUUGUAGGCCACGAAAUCAAGCGCCCUCAUUCUCAUGCGGCGCCCAAGUCAACAACGAAAUCGGGCGAUGCGCUUGAUGCUUCUAUCGAUAAUGCGCUUCGUACGUCUCCGAUUGUGUUGGAGAAUGCUCAUCGGGAUUUAAUCAGCAUUGGCGAAUGUUUGGCUGCUGCUGAACAGUUCAUUGACUCUGCAAACCACUCAAUCUCAAGGACACAACGGAUCGUCAAGCGCGCUCUCAAGAAACGAGAAGCGCUAAUUGCAGACCUUCACGCCGCGGCAACCGCCGAAGCCCUCCACCCGCAAACCUCCGACCUUCUCUCCGCCGCUGCCGAUACAUCGGCCGACACACUCUCCCCGGGCCUGCUAGGCUACACCACCGCCCUAUCCCUCUCCGCACGCCCCAGCCUCGCGUCCAUCUCCACCAUCUACUCCACCGCGUCCUCGGUCGCGUCCGUCGCUGCUACGCUGACGGAAAACGACGACGAAGACACGCGCAUCAUCCGCCGGUUGCUUUUGCGCAAGAUCGAGGCGCAGACGUCUGGUGCGUGGGAUGAGGUGGAUAAAGUCACUGGAUGGCUGUCUAUCGUUAAGGAGUCUGUGCGUAGUGUCAAGCGCAGAGCGUACUUGUAA